Molecule: messenger RNA, 3499 nt
Organism: Megachile rotundata (alfalfa leafcutting bee)
Lineage: Eukaryota; Metazoa; Arthropoda; Insecta; Hymenoptera; Megachilidae
Product: HEAT repeat-containing protein 6
Molecular function (GO): protein binding
Source: RefSeq, a predicted model, not a curated record
CUGUUUGAUAUCUGGAAAAGCCGACAAUACUAUCCAAUAGAUGGCACUGCUUCAAUUUUUGGCUUACAAAGUAAGUAAAGGAGAACGAGAUGAUAGUAUGUAUUGCUAAAAAUGGUAAUCGACCAUAGUAGAAAUCUUAUACAUAAGUAGUGGGACAAUGUUUCUUAUUAAAAUGAUUGGUAAUUAUGUUUGAAAAUAUAUAAAUGUGAAAAAAUGGCUUUAACGCAAGCUGAUUAUCCGAACAAUGCAGCCAAAUUUGAUUUGGCAAUAGAAAAAUUAAUUGCAUUGACUAAGAAAGAAGACAAUAAAACAAAGUUGAUUAACAAUUACCUUUGCAAUCUCAAUGAACUUGAUUACAGAUACAUUACUAUUUCAAAUAAAAAUGCAGUGCAAUUAUUAAUUAAGCAACUAUGUGCUGUUGCAACACCUACAGAAACAGUUCUGGUUCAGAAUCUUUGUAAAUUUUUAACUACAUUGAUACAAAAUAAUAUUGAAGUUCAAGAAGAAACAUUUGUACAUUUCAAGAAGUGGAUUUUAGAAGCUAUAAGACUUGCUUCAUCAGCUGCACAUAAUAAUAUCUUUUUAGCUUUAAAGAGUAUUUUAGCAAAUAAUCAAUUUAAUGAUAUCAAUCAAGACUUACAAUUAUUACUUGAAGAAAAUCAACUUCUGAUCAAAUAUCUAAAUCAAUGUAGUACAGAAUGGACUGAAAUUCAUUAUAAUGCAAUUGGUUGCUUAGAAGGAAUUUUAGUAAAUAUAAACAAUAGUACUUCUGUAACUAAAGAAUUUGUAUAUAUCGUCAAGGAUGUGAUACUAAAUAUCAUUUCAUCUUCUUUAUGUGUAAAUGAUAAUAAACUUAUUCAUAUAAAAAUUUUAUGCUCGUGCUUACAUAUUUUACAUAUUAUAACAAUCAAUAGAUUAAUACCACAUUCCACCGAUUUUAUGGGCGAAAUUUUAGGAGUGAUACAAGCAUUUUUAUUUUAUGGUAUUAAAGACUAUCCUCCUAUGAGACCAGAAUUUCUUCGUCCAGCGGUAAUGAAUCUUCCAGAACGGAUUCAUAUUAUUCCUAAAUGUAAAAACUUAAAAAAUCACAAAGCGAAGUUAAAGAAACAACCUAUCAAAAAAGCUACAGAGAUUAAGAAUAGUAUUGUGCCAGAAUGCAAAGGAGUCAGCAUAUAUUCUAGUGAUUCAGAUACCUCAGAUACUGAAAGUAAUAAUUCUGUCCUUAUGAAUUCUAAAGUAAGGCUGGAAACUGUUUAUUUAUUACAAGCUUUUAUUGAAACUUCACAAAGUCGUGAGAUGUUCGGAUUUUGGCCACAAAUUGUUGCCACUGGUUCACGUAGUGAUGCCAGGGUAUUGACUAGAUGUAUUUUAAAAGAAUCUGUAUCAAAGGUGAAGCAACACAUGUUAAGCACAUUAACAGAAUUGCUUACUGAUGCCAAACCAUUUUUAAUGCACGCAGAAGAUGUUCAACAUAAGUCAUUUAUUACCUUUUUUGGCACAGUGUGUCUAAUGAUCAAAGAGUUGCAUUUCACAUUAUCCUUAAUUUUAAGCAGUGAAUCGAAUAUAGCAGUUUUAACUCAUACUUUGAAAUGUGCUGCUGCCCUAAUUCAAGGAACACCUUAUGCGCGUUUGAAAGUUGGACUUGCUACAAAAUUAAUGAGAAAUUGCAGACCAUGUAUAUUUCAUAAAGAUCCAACAGUCCGUAUUGCAGCAUUGUCUGCUUUUGAAGCUAUUGCUUCUUGUGAUCCUAUAACACCAGAAAUAUUUGAAAUACUUGGAAAACAAUCAACUAUGAAUAUAGAGUUGGAUCAAUUGCAUUUAAACAUUUCAAGUAAUGAUAACACAGAUGAUCAAGAGGAAGAAAUAGAUGCUGAAGAUUUAAAAAAUAAUAUGGUUGUUAAUUAUAACAAUAAAUUAUUGGAAGAAACAAAUAUAUGUUUUUUGGUGCACGUUUGUUUAGAAAAUAUAUCGAAUAAGACAUUGAGUACACCUGUUCGACUUCAAUCCUUAAAGUUGAUUGGAAGAAUGGUAUUCAGUACGAGAAAUCUCGUAUUUCCAUACAUAGAAUUAGUUACAACAACUUUAAUAGCAGCUGUACAAGAUUCUGAAACACAAGUAAUAUUACAUACUUGUCGAGCACUCGAAAUAAUGGCUGGCUGCCUUAUUAAUUCUGACUUUGAAGACAAUAAUGCUACAGUAUUCUGGAAUAUUAUAUUUGAACCUAUGAUACUGCUUCUCCAACAUCAGGAAACUAUAAUAAGAGAAGCUGCAUGUGAUUGCUUAGGUAGCAUCAGUUCUACAGUGUUUACUCAAUUACCUCGACAAAAAGCAGUUUUAAUUAUCACAGUAAUUUUUGGUGCAGUGCACGAUAAAGAAAGUGCUGUAAGAGCUGCUGCAUUACGAGCAUUAGGUAUGUUGGUUACUUUACCUGCAUUGAAAGAGGAAACUGGAUUUUUAAUGGAUUUAGCUGAUAUAGUUUGUUUAACCGCUGACGAUAAAAAUCUUGGUGUUCGCAUUAAAGGGGCUUGGGCAUUAGCUAAUUUGUGCAAUUGCCUUUCAGAAGAAAAAGAUCAAGAAGAAUUAGUGGAACAUAUUCCUUUGGAAAUUUUAUUACCAAAAAUUUAUCAAGUCAGUAUUAAAGCAUCUAAAGACAGUGAUAAAGUAAAAUGUAAUGCUGUUCGAGCUCUUGGAAGUAUUCUGUACUUAUGUUCUGAUAAACAUAUAUUAAAUGAUACAUCAUCAGGAUUAGAAGCUCUCAUAAACUGCGCUAUCUUAGGAAAUGAUAUGAAAGUUCGGUGGAAUGCUUGUCGAGCUUUAGGACUGGUCUUGAGCAAAAGUCCAGAUAAUAUAUUGCCAUCUUCUUGGCGGGACCAAGUAUUUCCUGCAUUAUGCAGCUUAAUAUGUGAUAGCCCGAACUUUAAAGUUCGAACUAACGCAGCGUGGGCGCUAUAUUCUUGUAAUUCCUACGGUAAAUAUACCGUGACUUUAUGGAAAAGUAUUACUUUAGCAUUUGAAAAUUCUCAACAUGUACCAAGUUAUAUUGAGUAUCCCCAUCGCGACGCUCUGAUUCAACAACUGUGCCUUACGCUUAGUCACGUAGCUGCUUGUACCGAAGUGCCAGAUUUAUUAAAUCUUUGGACAGAGAUAGGCGAAUAUGUACAUGAUAUAUCUAAUUAUAUAAAACAAUUUCAGGAAACUAUUGUACCUGAAAAAGUGGGAGAUUUAAUAAAAGCACAAUCUCAACUAGAGAAAUAUAUAAAAAGUGCUCCAUCGUCAGAGGAACAAAAAAUUGCCCAAACAUUAGCAAGUAUCUUUGAAAGAACCAAACGCUAUGAUAAUUUGGAUAUUACUAUUUGAAAGUAAUAAUGCAAUACCUGCUAGAGGAAAACAAGUUGUAUAUUAAUCAUGUCCUAUAAUUUAUAUCUCAGGUCCUAUUUAGAUUCAGUUACAAUCAAUAUGAGUUGUACAAAGUUUGAAAUAAAAUUAUAUUUUUAUUUUA